Messenger RNA from Nicrophorus vespilloides, 549 nucleotides. RefSeq lists its product as uncharacterized. The transcript has 3 exons. The record is from RefSeq and is a predicted model, not a curated record. NCBI's taxonomy places the organism in Eukaryota, Metazoa, Arthropoda, Insecta, Coleoptera, Silphidae. The coding region runs from base 1 to 549 and encodes 182 amino acids.
AUGGUCACAGAGGACGCUAGAAGACGCAAAGUCUCCCUUGCUAUGGGGUGGAUAGAUUACAAGAAGGCGUUCGAUAGCGUACCUCAUAGUUGGAUCAUAGCAGUCCUGAAGAUCUAUAAAGUGAACCCGACCAUCGUAAAGUUCAUUGAGACUGCUAUGAUAGGAUGGAAAACGGAAAUGAAACUCUAUCACGCAAACGGAUGCUUCAGUACUGGUCAGAUUUCCAUCAAGAGAGGUAUAUUCCAGGCGGAUGGUCAGACAAUCAACCAUCUCUUAUACAUGGAUGACCUUAAAUUAUACGCAAGGGAUAAGAAACAGCUAGACCAGGAGAUCGGAAUAGUCAAAAAUUUCAGCGAUGAUAUAUCGAUGGAGUUCGGACUGGACAAAUGCUCUAGAGUCCUAAUAAAAAAGGCUCUCGGUACACUCAAGAUCGGAUUCGAGAAGUACCUGGAAGAGCUACCGUCUAGAGUUAACGCCGAGCAGGUGCAGAAGAUCGCAUUGCUGGGAACAGCUCACAUCCUACGAAAAGUCCUAUCUAUCGGACAAUAA